AUGCCCCCUCUGGUGACCUCGACCAGCGUUCCCGGCAACCCUCUGGUGCUGUCACCUUUUCCCAUGAUGCCCGUGGUGGCAGGAGCUGCCGGUCCUGGCCCCCACAACCCUGGACCUUGCAAGGUCAUCAUCCAGGUCAGCCCUGAAGCAGGGCUUGUGGAGUCAUCCCAGAACCAGCCUGUCAUCCUGACACAGGCUCCACUCAACUGGGGGGCCGCAGAAGCUCCUACUGCGGUGGCCGGGCAUCCUGCACCACUCUACUUGGUGUCCUCUGGGCCGGAGACAAUUAUGCCCACCCCAGCUACUACUGGCACCCAGGCUGGGACAGAAGACCAUCGUCCACAGGCUCCACUGCCAGUGGCCCAGGUGGCCCCCAUCAUCCUCCCAUCCAGCAGUGGGACACUGACCCAGUGGGUUUGUGGGGACAGUGGUCCGGCGGCCACCCGGAGCCAGUCACCGCCUAAAAGCUCCAGAAACCCCAACAGCGUCUACGAGAACUUCCGGCGCUGGCAGCGCUUCAAGGCCCUGGCCCGGAGGUACCUUCCUCAGACUCCAGACACUGAGGCCCUUUCCUGCUUCUUCAUCCCGGUGCUGCGCACCCUGGCCCGCCUGAAGCCCACCAUGAGCCUGGAGGAAGGCCUGCACCGGGCCCUGCAGGAAUGGCAGGGCAAGAGCAACUAUGACCGCAUGAUCUACUACGAUAUGGCGGCCAAGUUCAUGGAGUUCGAGGCCGAGGAGGAGAUGGAGGUGCAGAAACUGCAGUGGACGAAUGGGGUGCAGGGCCUGCCACUCCCCGCCCCACCCAGGCCUGGGUCUCAGGGGGCUCCAGGCCCACCGCCAGACCAGCAGACAGCCUGUGUCCCCAAGAAGGCCAGACCCCAGGCCCGGGCAGCCCGCCCCAAGACACACAAACCUCAGCAGCCCCCCAAGACCAAGGCCCCCGAGGAGAUCCCUCCUGAGGCCGUGCAGGAGUACAUGGACAUCAUGGACGAGCUGCUAAAGGCCCCCGACUCAGUCUGCAGGGCGCCCCUCGGCCAACGGGCAGUGGACAGGGAGGAGCAGCAGGAGGAGGCUGGGACCUGCCCUGACCCGGGGCUCCUGAGCUAUGUGUACGAGCUGUGCUCCCAGGAGGCCUUUGUCACCAAGGCUGAGGCGAUCCUUCAUCCCAGCUUCCUGGAGUACCUGGUCUCCCCAGAGUCCCAGCUGGAUUUCCCGGCCCUGGCUGAGGAGCUGGAGGAGGAGGAAGGACUCACCCCCGCACAGCUUGUGGAAAAGCGUCUGCAGACCCCGCAGGACAAGGAGGUCAUGAAGGCUCGUCCCCAACACCAGGUGUCCCUAAAGGACUCGAGUCCAGCUGAGAGUGCAGCAGGCUACUGCACCCCAACAUCUACCUGGGGUCACAGGCCAGGGGCCAGCGCUGAAUCUGAGACUGACUCUGGACACGCCUCAUGGCCUGGGCGGGCCGAGGCCACUGGGAUGGCACCUGGAGCCUCUGUCCUCUCUCUGGGGAGCCUGGAGUCUCCACCACUGCAGGCAGGACCGGCCCCCUGUCCCAGCCUCACCGCACCUGCUCUGGACAGCAGGGCUCCCCGCAUGCUGGGAGAGGCCCUUCCUAGCCAGGGGUCGCCUGGGCCAGCAGAGGGCUCUAGUAAGGAGGAAGAGGACCUGACCAGCCUGUCCUUCCUCCUAACCUCUCACUACAGCCUGCUGCCCUGGGGCUUACCCAGGAGCCCUGGCCCUGACACAGGCCCCGACACUGGCCCCCACCUGCCUGGAGGGAUGGUAGAGAUUGAUCAUCAUCUGGGAAGAUAUGCUCACCUUCGACACAGAGGAGAGUCUACCAACGUGGACACAGACAACUCUUUCAGCAGGUGCCCAGUGGCCUCAGUGGCCUGCCCUCCUGCCAGAACUCUUUCCUUGACCAGGGGUUCAGAUGACCAGUCCACAGGAAGGGACAUGCACCAAUUUCAGAGCAAGAAAUGGGACCUCAGGAGGAGCAGACAAGGAAACAGGAAGAGGCACAAGUCUCUGGAUCUGGACGAUCCACUUGAUGAAAUGGGCAACACUGGUGAAGACACCGAGGGAUAUGGGACGCUGGCAGUCCAGGCCCCAACUGGCCAACCCCAGAAGAACCCAACUCUUGGAGAAGUCAAAGACCAGAAGGCCUCCAGAAUCACCCUAAAAAAAGAGAGGGCAAUCAGUGUGGACAAUUGA
Molecule: messenger RNA, 2214 nt
Organism: Sorex fumeus (smoky shrew)
Lineage: Eukaryota; Metazoa; Chordata; Mammalia; Eulipotyphla; Soricidae
Product: NUT family member 2G-like
Exons: 8
Coding region: 1-2214 (737 amino acids)
Source: RefSeq, a predicted model, not a curated record